This is a messenger RNA of Prionailurus viverrinus (fishing cat), 5886 nucleotides long. It is a transcript of the gene SACK1H, whose product is annotated as family with sequence similarity 83 member H. The record is from RefSeq and is a predicted model, not a curated record. Gene Ontology annotation, molecular function: keratin filament binding. Gene Ontology annotation, biological process: intermediate filament cytoskeleton organization; positive regulation of cell migration; protein localization to cytoskeleton. Gene Ontology annotation, cellular component: keratin filament. NCBI's taxonomy places the organism in Eukaryota, Metazoa, Chordata, Mammalia, Carnivora, Felidae. The transcript has 5 exons. Bases 483 to 4271 code for a protein of 1262 amino acids.
UGGCUAAAAACAGUGGAGGGGUGGGCCAGAGGGAAGCAAGUGGUCCCGGUGGGCAGGGGUCAGAGUUGCAAGGGCUGUGAAGUCCGUGAAUGGGCUGUGGGGCUCACGGUGACCCAUAGGAUGGGGUUCCCCCAUAGGAAGUUCUUGAGCUUCACGCCGAGUCCUGGGACAAAAGUAGUGACGAGUUUGUGUGCUGAGCUCGUGUUGGGCCAGGUGUGGUAUCAGGUCGACCCUGACAGCUGCAUUUUCCAGGGGAGAUAAUGAGCCAGAGAGGCAGUGAGUGGCCCUGGGUCCCCUCUCAGCCCCCUGCACUGCGGACAGACACAGGCGGGGGGCCGCCCGACUGGUCGGUACACACAAUGCCAGAGGCCCACGAAAAUACGUUAAUGCCAAAGGCAGAAGGAAAAAGUGACUAUAAUAAAGAAUCCGGUCUGGAUCGUGUUUUCCUUAUAACAAUAAUCAUAAAAUACUGAUUUUCUUCUAUGGAGGAAGGGCCCACAAAGAGGUGCCUGGGUCACAGAGUUCCUAAAAUAACCCUGAGCGGGGUCUGCGUGCAGCCGGAACCCCUGCGGGGAAACCAGGCUGCAAGCACUCCUGAGGUCCUGGCCGGAGCAAGGGCCCAGCCAGCACGGAACAACAUGAGACAGGGCCGGGGGCGGGCCUGUGCCUGGGCGCUCCGCUGGCCUGCCCCAGCUGGGGGGCAGUCUGGGUCCAGGCGUGUCUGGAAGGCCUGCAGUAACGUGUCUCCCCGCCCCUCCCAGGCCGCUGGCCCCGACAUGGCCCGUCGCUCCCAGAGCUCCUCGCAGGGGGACAACCCGCUGGCACCUGGGUACCUGCCGCCUCACUACAAAGAGUACUACCGCCUGGCGGUGGACGCCCUGGCUGAGGGCGGGCCAGAGGCCUACAGCCGCUUCUUGGCGUCCGAGGGGGCACCUGCCUUCCUGUGCCCUGAGGAGCUGGAGCAUGUGAGCCGUCACCUGCGGCCCCCACAGCAUGUUGCUCGAGAGCCCCCUGAAGGCAGUCCUCCCAAUGUGGACAUGGAUGGCUCCUCAGGCACCUACUGGCCCAUGAACUCAGACCAGGCAGUGCCCGAACUCGACCUAGGCUGGCCCCUGACCUUCGGCUUCCAGGGCACUGAGGUUACCACCCUGGUGCAGCCACCACCGCCUGACAGCCCCAGCAUCAAGGAUGAGGCUCGAAGGAUGAUCCGUUCAGCCCAGCAGGUGGUGGCCGUGGUGAUGGACAUGUUCACCGACGUGGACCUGCUUGGGGAAGUGCUGGAGGCAGCGGCACGCCGCGUCCCGGUCUACAUCCUCCUGGAUGAGAUGAACGCGCAGCACUUCCUAGACAUGGCCGACAAGUGCCGUGUCAACCUGCACCACGUGGAUUUCUUGCGUGUGCGCACUGUGGCGGGCCCCACCUACUACUGCCGCACUGGGAAGUCCUUCAAGGGCCACGUGAAGGAGAAGUUCCUGCUGGUGGACUGCGCCGUGGUCAUGAGUGGGAGCUACAGCUUUAUGUGGUCCUUCGAGAAGAUCCACCGAAGCCUGGCGCACGUGUUCCAAGGCGAGCUGGUCUCCAGCUUCGAUGAGGAGUUCCGCAUCCUUUUCGCGCAGUCCGAGCCGCUGGUGCCCUCGGCCGGGGCGCUGGCCCGCAUGGACGCUUACGCCCUGGCUCCGUACGCGGGGGCUGGGCCCCUUAUGGGCGGCCAGGUGACCGGGGCGCCGACCCCUUUCUCCUUCUCUAAGCGAGCGCACCUCCUGUUCCCGCCGCCCCGGGAAGAGGGCCUGGGCUUCCCCUCCUUCCUCGACCCCGACCGCCACUUCUUGUCGGCCUUCCGCCGGGAGGAGCCCACGCGGAUGCCCGCGGGAGCCCUGGAGCCGCACGCGGGGCUGCGGCCGCUGUCGCGGCGGCUGGACGCCGAGGCGGGACCGGGCGGGGAGCUCGCGGGCCCGCGCGGCUUCUUCCAGGCCCGGCAUCUGGAGAUGGACGCCUUCAAGCGGCACAGCUACGCGGCCGCCGACGGCGCGGGCGCGGUGGAGAACUUCGCGGCCGCGCGGCAGGUGUCGCGGCAGACGUUCCUCAGCCACGGUGACGACUUCCGCUUCCAGACCAGUCACUUCCACCGCGACCAGCUCUACCAGCAGCAUUACCAGUGGGACCCGCAGCUGGCGCCGGCGCGCCCUCAGGGCCUGUUCGAGAAGCUGCGCGCCGGCCGCCCUGGCUUCGGCGACCACGACGACCUCGCGCUGGGGGGCGGGCCACGCUUCCCCGAGCUCGGCCCGGACGGACACCAGCGGCUGGACUACGUGCCGUCCAGCGCGUCGCGCGAGGUGCGCCACGGCUCGGACCCCGCCUUGGGCCCCGGGCCCCGCGGCCUGGAACCCGGCGGGGCCCCGCGCCCCAACCUUGGCCAGCGCUUCCCGUGCCAGGCGGUGGCGAGGCUGGGCCCGGAGGCCGCGCCCGACGCGGAGCCCGAGCGCAGGGGCGGCCCUGAGGGGCGGGCCGGGCUGCGGCACUGGCGCUUGGCCUCCUACCUGAGCGGCUGCCAUGGCGAGGACGCGGCCGACGAGGGCCUGCCGGUACCCAUGGAGGCCGAGGCCUACGAAGACGAUGUUCUGGUGCCCGGGGGACGAGUGGCCCCCGGGGACCUGCUCCCCUCGGCCUCCCGCGGGCCCGCACUCUUCCCGGCCAAGGGCGGUGGCGACGGCCUGGAGCGCGAGGGCCCGGAGGAGGCGGGCCUGGCCAAGCAGGACUCCUUCCGCUCGCGCCUGAACCCGCUGGUGCAGCGCAGCUCGCGCCUGCGCUCCUCGCUGAUCUUCAGCGCUUCGCAGGCCGAGGGCGCGGGUGGGGCCACGACGGCCACCGCGGAGAAGGUGCAGCUGCUGCACAAGGAGCAGACGGUCAGCGAGACGCUGGGUCCCGGCGGCGAGGCCGUGCGCUCCGCCACCUCCGCCAAGGUGGCCGAGCUCCUGGAGAAAUACAAGGGCCCGGCGCGUGAUGCCGGAGGGGCGGGGGCUCCGGUCACAGUCGCCAGCCACAGCAAGGCUGUCGUGUCCCAGGCGUGGCGGGAGGAGGUGGUGGCGCCGGGCGGCGCAGGAAGCGAGCGCCGCAGCCUGGAGAGCUGCCUGCUGGACCUGCGCGACUCCUUCGCACAGCGGCUGCAUCAGGAGGCCGAGAGGCAGCCCGGAGCGGCCACGCUCACUGCCACCCAGCUGCUAGACACGCUGGGCCGGAGCGGCACCGACCGGCUGCCCUCUCGCUACCUUUCUGCCCAGGGCCGUUCCUCCUCCCCACAAGGGCGGGACAGCCCCCCGCUGGAGGGAGGCGCCCGCCAGGCGCCCCACGCUGAGCCAAAAGGGAGCCCCACCUCUGCCUACCCUGAGCCGAAAGGGAGCCCCACCUCGGCCUAUCCCGAGCGCAGGGGCAGCCCCGUGCCUCCUGUGCCAGAGCGCAGGGGCAGCCCCGUGCCCCCCUUGCCCGAGCGCAGGGGCAGCCCCGUGCCCCCCGUGCCCCCCGUGCCGGAGCGCAGAGGCAGCCUCACCCUUACCUUCUCCGGGGAGUCUCCCAAGACGGGGACCGCGGAGGAGCCGGCCGGCGGCCCCAUGGAAGUCCUGCGCAAGGGCUCCCUGCGCCUCCGCCAGCUGCUGAGCCCCAAGGGUGAGCGGCGCACGGAGGAUGAGGGCGGCUUCCCAGCGCCACAGGAGAACGGGCAGCCAGAGAGCCCCCGGCGGCCGUCGCUGGGCAGGGGUGAUAGCGCUGAGGCUGCCGCCGGUGACGAGCGGAGCCCGCGGGCGCGCAUGACCUCCGCCACGGCCAAUGCCUUGUACAGCAGCAACCUGCGGGAUGACACGAAAGCCAUUCUGGAGCAGAUCAGCGCCCAGGGCCAGAAGCACCGCGGGGCCCCGGCCCCGGGCCUGGCUCACAGCAGUCCCGAACUAGGCCGCUCACCAGCUGCCGGCGGUCUGGCCCCGGACAUGUCCGACAAGGACAAAUGUUCUGCCAUCUUCCGCUCGGACAGCCCGGGGACACAGGGCAGGCUGAGCCGCACGAUGCCCGCCAGCGCGGAGGAGCGCGACCGGCUGCUGCGUCGCAUGGAGAGCAUGCGCAAAGAGAAACGCGUCUACAGCCGAUUCGAGGUCUUCUGCAAAAAGGAAGAGGCUGGGGGCACGGGGGCAACAGGGGAGGCCCCUGCAGAGGAGGACACCAGGGACAGCAAGGUGGGCAAGUUCAUGCCCAAGAUCCUGGGCACCUUCAAAAGCAAGAAGUGAGUCUCCUGGCCCAGCAGCAGCCCAGGUCCAGGUGCCUGCGUCACUGCCACCCACCAGGCAGAGCACCUGCUCUCCCGGGGGGGGGGGGGGGGGGGGGGGGGCAGGGCCGCCCAAACUCACCCAGCGGCAGGCCUGCCUUUUGCCUCUGGCCUCUCCCCUCUGGGGCUCCAGCCCCUCACUGCCCUGCGCCUCCGGCUCCAUGCCCACCCCUGUGCCCUGAGCCUCCCCCUUCAGAUUCCUCUGCCUCCACCACCUGGUUGAGCUUCAGGUCCCCUGUAGACCUUCAUUCGCCUCAGGGCUUCAUCUCUUUGUGCCUUAGGCCCCCACCUUUUGGGGGGCCCGCCUCUUUCUGCCUCGGCCCCCAUCUUCCUGGGGGGCCAUCUAUGCACCUCAGCCCCCCAUUCUUUGGGGGCCUCACGUCUCAGGGCUUCCGUGUCUCAGGGUUCCCCUCUGCUCACUGCCUCCCCGCUCUGCUGCUGCUUGGCGGUCCUUCUUUCCCCCCGGCUCCCGGCAGCCCCAGCCCCUCUCCCUCGGCCUCCCCCCUCCCCAGAGCCCGGUGUGUCCCCCCCCCCCCCCCUCACCAAGACAGGUGGCUCAGGUCUCACUUCGUGCCCUGCUUGCUCUCCUCACUGCCUCCCUCUCUGCCUCCUGGUACCUUUCGUAGCCGCCCAUCCUCUCCCUGUGGGGACAGAGCUGCUUGUGGGUGACGCGUGAUGGGGGUGGAGCCAGACCCAAAGGCGGUCCCUCAGGAGGCGCUGUCCUGUCUGCUGGGCCACUGGCAGAUGGGGGCACAGAGGACCCUAGAGACUGCCCUGCCAGGAGAACUGAGGCAGGCCUGGCCACAUCCUGGCCGUGCUCCAGCCAGCACCUGGUGAGGGGUAAGAGCUCUGAGUUUUGCAGCACAAAACCCUUCGGGUGGAUGAGGCCAGCCCGAGAAGGGCUGGAUGUGGAGUGCCAGGCCAGUACUCACGGGUGAGGGUUCUGGUUCAGGUCCCAGCCGACCCCAAGUCCGCCCCGUUCUGGCUCCUUUCUUCUUUGUCACCAACCCACGAGAUCGGAGUUUCCCUGCCGACCUUUCUUGUGUCUUUUUCACCUGUGGAGAGUGACUUUCGUUUGGAAUGACACAUUUUGGCACCAAAUGCUGAGGAAGACCCCUGCUGUAAGUUUUAACAUUGUGCAGUGUUUGUGCAACAGUUUUGGGGGUUUAAGUAUAAGAAACGGCAGUCACUCGGACCAGGGAAGGACUGGACACACGAGGUCACUGAGCAAAGGCAGUACUGUGACUCCACGUGGCAGGAGAGGGAGGCUGGGGGGACAGUUGCUCCUCAGCUGCUCAGUCUGGUUACCAAAGCCACAAGCCAGGUGAGGUGACAGCAGGGACUUUGGGCCAGGCGGAAAAGGUCCCCCAGGAGCCAGAUGCGCUGCAGUGCCCUUGGCCUGGCCGCACUUGCUGAUAAGUCCGCUUGCACCCUCCUGGUGCCGGCCUGUUGCCAAGGGGGAGCCCUGGCAGCCUCCUGUGUGUGUCCUCUGCGUCGUGCCGAAUAACAUCUCAAAUGUGACCCUGCACAUUUCGGUGUUAACAAUAAAACACAAGAUUUUCCAACACAUUCCUAAA